This is a messenger RNA of Artibeus jamaicensis (Jamaican fruit-eating bat), 522 nucleotides long. RefSeq names its product chromosome unknown C2orf74 homolog (gene DEMA1). Bases 1 to 522 code for a protein of 173 amino acids. The record is from RefSeq and is a predicted model, not a curated record. NCBI's taxonomy places the organism in Eukaryota, Metazoa, Chordata, Mammalia, Chiroptera, Phyllostomidae. The transcript is spliced from 4 exons.
AUGAGCUUUGAAACCACAGCAAUUACUUUCAUCAUCAUCCUACUAAUUUGCUUCAUUUGCAUCCUCCUUUUACUGAUGCUGUUUUUAUAUAGAUGUUUCCAAAGCAAGGAAGAUGAGGAGAUAGGAAAAGGUCCUUGUGAAGAUUGUCUAACUGCUAAUGUGGAGACACACAAUCCAGGAGACCAACAAAAGACUCUUGUAAGGCAAAUCAUGCGGCCCGGCAUUCUUGUCCAGAGACGGAGCAAAGAAUUGGUGGCUACACUCUUAGAAAACAAAGAGGGCAAAGAGGGCAAAGUGGAGAAUGAAGUAAAAGAGAACCAAGAUGAUAAGAAUGUUAAAGAAAACGGGCAAGAGGAUGAUUCACAAAAAACACACAUACCUUUCAGUGGAACCCCUUCAGUUACUGAUCACAAAAGACCUUUAAAAGGAGUGACGUUUUCUAGGGAGGUAAUUGUUGUGGACCUUGGGAAGCAGUACCCUACACCUCAAAGCUAUAUUCAAGAACAUAAAGAGAGGAAAUGA